Messenger RNA from Melanotaenia boesemani (Boeseman's rainbowfish), 4140 nucleotides. RefSeq names its product dynamin-1-like. The transcript is spliced from 23 exons. Gene Ontology annotation, cellular component: membrane; cytoplasm; microtubule. Gene Ontology annotation, molecular function: GTP binding; GTPase activity; microtubule binding. NCBI's taxonomy places the organism in Eukaryota, Metazoa, Chordata, Actinopteri, Atheriniformes, Melanotaeniidae. Bases 232 to 2778 code for a protein of 848 amino acids. The record is from RefSeq and is a predicted model, not a curated record.
UGUGUGCGCACACCGCGCGGUCCCUCCCUGCAGCGGAGAAGAGAGCAGCAGAGGAGGAGAGCGGAGCUGAAGGUCACAGCUGGAUGAGCAUCAUCGUCCUCCUCAUCGAUCAUCUCAUCGAUUAAAGAUCCACUGAUCACAUUCACGAGCCUCUGCGGCGCAUGACGCAGUAGGAGCUGCUGGUCUACAACAUCCCGUCUCUCCGUGUGGUGUCCUCCGGCCGCCUCCAUCAUGGGGAACCGGGGGAUGGAGGAGCUGAUUCCGCUGGUGAACCGGCUGCAGGACGCCUUCUCCUCCAUCGGACAGAACUCUAACCUCGACCUGCCGCAGAUCGCGGUGGUGGGCGGACAGAGCGCCGGGAAGAGCUCGGUUCUGGAGAACUUCGUGGGCAAAGACUUCCUCCCUCGUGGUUCAGGAAUCGUCACUCGACGCCCCCUGGUGCUGCAGCUCAUCAACUGUCCAACAGAGUAUGCGGAGUUCCUGCAUUGUAAAGGGAAGAAGUUCACCGACUUUGAUGAAGUUCGUCAGGAGAUUGAAGCGGAAACAGAUCGGGCGACCGGACACAACAAAGGAAUCAGUCCAGUCCCCAUUAACCUGAGGGUGUACUCUCCCAACGUGCUGAACCUGACUCUGGUGGAUCUUCCGGGGAUGACAAAGGUUCCGGUGGGUGACCAGCCAGCCGACAUCGAGCACCAGAUCAGAGACAUGCUCAUGCAGUUUGUCACCAAAGAUAACUGCCUCCUAUUGGCUGUUUCCCCGGCCAACUCUGACCUUGCCAAUUCUGACGCUCUGAAGAUCGCCAAGGAAGUCGACCCGCAAGGUCUGAGGACCAUCGGUGUGGUCACCAAACUGGACCUGAUGGAUGAAGGAACCGAUGCCAGAGACAUCCUGGAAAACAAGCUGCUCCCUCUACGUAGAGGUUACAUCGGGGUUGUGAAUCGCAGUCAGAAAGAUAUUGAUGGGAAGAAAGACAUCACAGCAGCCUUGCAGGCCGAGAGGAAGUUUUUCCUGUCGCAUCCUUCGUACCGUCACCUGGCUGACCGCAUGGGUACCGCUUACCUGCAGAAAGUCCUUAACCAGCAACUCACCAACCACAUCCGGGACACGUUGCCGGGGUUACGCAGCAAACUGCAGAGCCAGCUGCUGUCCAUUGAGAAGGAGGUGGAGGAGUACAAAAAUUUCAGACCAGAUGACCCGAGCCGCAAGACCAAAGCCCUACUACAGAUGGUACAGCAGUUUGCGGUGGACUUUGAGAAGCGGAUCGAAGGUUCUGGAGACCAGGUGGACACCUAUGAGCUGUCGGGAGGAGCAAAGAUUAACCGCAUCUUCCAUGAGCGUUUCCCCUUUGAACUGGUGAAGCUGGAGAGCGACGAGAAGACCCUUCGUAAAGAGAUCAGCUAUGCCAUCAAAAACAUCCAUGGAAUCAGGACGGGUCUUUUCACACCUGACAUGGCUUUUGAGACGAUUGUGAAGCGGCAGAUCGCUCAGAUCAAAGAACCGUGUCAGAAGUGUGUGGACAUGGUGAUCAGCGAGCUUGUCAACACUGUGAGGCAGUGUACUCAGAAGUUGGCCCAGUAUCCUAUGCUACGAGAGGAAAUGGAGAGAAUUGUGACUCAGCACAUCAGAGACCGAGAGAGCCGCGCCAAAGACCAGGUGAUGCUUCUGAUUGACAUCGAGUUAGCCUACGUCAACACCAACCAUGAAGACUUUAUUGGCUUUGCAAAUGCACAGCAGAAGAGCAGUCAGAUGAGCAAGAAGAAGGCUGCAGGAAACCAGGACGAGAUCAUGGUGAUCCGUAAAGGCUGGCUCACUAUCAACAACAUCAGCAUCAUGAAGGGUGGAGCUAAAGAGUAUUGGUUCGUCCUGACUGCUGAGACCCUGUCCUGGUACAAAGAUGACGAGGAGAAGGAGAAAAAAUACAUGCUGCCUGUGGACAACCUGAAACUGAAGGACAUCGAGAAGAGCUUCAUGUCCAGCAAACACAUCUUCGCCCUGUUCAACACUGAACACAGGAAUGUGUACAAGGACUACCGUCAACUGGAGUUGGCCAGUGAGUCUCAAGAGGAGGUGGACAGCUGGAAAGCUUCUUUUCUACGUGCUGGAGUGUACCCUGAACGCAGCGUGGACAAAGAGAAGGUGGAGGUGGAGGACUCGAACACUGACGGACAGAUUCAUAGUAUGGACCCUCAGCUGGAGCGACAGGUGGAAAUUGUGAGGAACCUGGUGGACUCGUACCUGGCCAUCAUCCACCGCACUGUCAGAGAUCUCAUUCCCAAGACCAUCAUGCACCUGAUGGUCAACAAUACAAAGGAGUUCAUCCACGCAGACCUGCUGGCUCACCUUUACUCCUGUGGAGACCAGAACUCUUUGAUGGAGGAGUCUCAAGAACAGGCCCAGCACCGUGAUGAGAUGCUCCGGAUGUACCACGCCCUGCGAGAGGGCCUCAGCAUCAUUGGUGACAUCAGCACCUCCACCAUUACCACGGCAAUGCCUCCACCUGUUGACGAUUCCUGGCUGCAGGUGACAGGGAUGCCGUCUGGUCGCAGGUCUCCUAUGUCCAGUCCAACGCCUCAGCGUCGGGCCCCUCCAGGUCCUCCUCGACCUGGUGGCCGUGCAGCCCCAGGUCCUCCUUCUCGGCCUGCGGUGUCACCUGAUCCUGGACCACCACCUUCUGUCCCGUCGCGACCCAACAGAGCCCCCCCACCUGGAGUCCCCAGUCGUCCCAGUAAAGGUAGCCCCGCCCAUGGAGAGAGUCCCCAGUCUUCUGUUGAGGGUUAACCCAACGUGUUUGUGUCUUUGCUGUGUUUCUGUGAACCUUUCAGUAAUAAGGAUAGUUAUCAGCACAUUGUGACUUAUUGAUCAGCAAUACUGCGUGCAUGAACCUGUUGUCCGUCUGUCAGAACAGAACCGUGUAAUGUUGUUAUUGGACGCCUCCGGAGACGUCUCACUCUGCUCUGGAUCUCCAGGCUGGUCUGAGAUCAGACCCGGUAGCUCCUGGAUUUUUAGUUUCUCUCCUGUUUGAGGCUGAGAUUUUUCUUUACAGUGUAAAGUAUAAAAAUGAUUUCAACAUGUCUGUUUGUUGAUCUAUUUAUUGAUUUAUUUAUGAUCUGCAGUUCUCAUUAGUGUUCAGUAAAUCUGUAUUCUACUGUGUUCUACUGUGAUAGAUUUGAAACAUUAGAUUACGCUCUGCUGACGCUGACCUCUCCACCUUCAUACUACCAUCGGUUUUAACCAGUCUAACACCUUGUUGGAACAAAGGUGUGAAGCAGAUCCAUUAGGUUCUGUAUUACUUCCAAUGGUUCCAGCUGGAUCUAACCUUCUUGAGCUGAUUUUACUAGAAUCACAUGUUCCAGCUGGUUCUAACUGGUUCUGACUGGGUUGAGGAGGUAAAAGAGGAGGUGUGUGACUGACAGCUGAGCUGUCUUUGUCUUACCUGUAAUUAAGACCCAGUUUUUAACUAUGUGGUUGUUGUUUGGACCGACAUGUCGUAUCCUGUGUUUUUUCCCAAAAUAUCUGACCGACUCGGCCCGUUGCAGGUGUAUAGUUGCUGAUGAAGAUGGAGACGAUCAGACCACAGUCAGCAGAUGCUUGUCUCCAUGACGACUGAAUUUGCAGAUGUACCUGUGCUCCCUGUUAGUGUUAGCAUGUGGUGCUGUGUGUGGCGUUGGCGGACUCUGAGCUGCGUUCAGCUGCGUCAGGACAAUGUUUGGACGCUGUGAAGUGUUUUGUGUGUUGAGCAUGCUCAGUAAUUCAGAUUUAAAGUGUUUUAUGAAGUGUUGUGCAUUGCUGCAGCAGCGUGUUGAACGCAGCUCAGCCUCCAACACACACACACACACACACGCGCACACAAACCUGUGUUAGUGGAUGUUCACUCUGUAUGGUGUUAAUAUUAAUCUAUGUUUACACAAUAUAUGAAGAUUAUAAGAAUUAUAAUGAUGAUUAUGUAACACAUAUAUGUGAAGAAAAGAUAUCUGUAACACUGAAAUAUGCAGCGGCCCGCUCUGUAGUGUGUGUGUGUGUAAGAGCGUGUGUGUGUGUGUGUGUGCACGCAUCACAGUGUGUUAGUGUGACGUGAUGUUGUGUAUCCUCAUAUCACAUGAUAAGGGCCAACACACAUGAAUAAAGUUGUGUGAAUGAUGA